Molecule: messenger RNA, 312 nt
Organism: Ambispora leptoticha
Lineage: Eukaryota; Fungi; Glomeromycota; Glomeromycetes; Archaeosporales; Ambisporaceae
Source: the annotation of a GenBank genome assembly
AUGCACAACACCACCUUGCAACCUGUAACUAUCCAAGCCCUCCAAUACUUUCUUACUAUUUGGAGACAAGACCCCGCUGCCCAAAAUAAUUUAGAAAUUUGUUCCCAAAAUAUUUUCUUGUGGAACCCUAAUGACCCUAAUGAUACUAGUGAUAUUACUACGCUAGUAAAUACCACAGUGGACCUUCCAUCCGAACCUAUCAACAUGGAUACCCUCUUGAAUACUUUUCUAACCGAAGAACCAGAAAUUAACCCAACCUCAACCAUCACUUCUCCUGAACCAGAAACUGAACCAGACACUGAAGUUUACUAA